AUGAAAGCCCGCGCAGGGGAACCUGCACCUUCAACAGUGUCGGGAUCUCAGCAGCGCGCAGGGGAACCUGCUUGCCCUUCAGUGGUGUUCCGCCUGGAAGAGUUGGCCGAGAGCUCAUUUUAUGGCAAUUUUGCCACAGCUAAUGAUGCGAAGCUUUGGCUCAGCUCCAAAGAGGUCCUGGAAGUUGGCGAUUCCAAUGGCAAAGAAAGUCUGGAGGUUGAGGCAAAAUCAACCACUCAGAAGCAGGCAGCAAAGAUACCUGAACUUUCACAGGCCAAGCCUUCCAAGCCUACAUCCCAGGCACAGAAGCGCUAUGGCUGGCAGAGGUCAUCUUCACAGUCCUUCUAUGCUUAUGGGCCACCUGGAACACCACACAGUGACUUUGUGAGGAUCGUCUCCUCGAAGCUGCCAUACCAUGCCCGACCGGAGCGGCCCUCACGGACGUUGAACGACUGGAUCGCUUCCACCACUUCCGUUCCUGAGGUACUCGCUUUGGUUGCUAGCUAUGGCUCAGAAUUUGAUGGCACCAACACUGCGACGGCAUUGCAUCGCCUGGCGAAGUGGCACCGUGAGGUUCCAGACCCCAGGCUGUUUCAGGACAGUCGGUGGCGUCAAACCUUGGAUCACCUGGAUCGAAAUUUGCAGGCGGAGCAGCAGCCAAUAGCAACGUUCUGCAGGGACACCUUCGACACCUCGGUCCUGUUGCAAGCUGCCUGGAUAGGCUCCGGCAUUCCAAACGCGACAUUUGACCAGCUCGCUAUGGUCCUUUGCUACGAUGGGAUGGCGCGUGCCCUGGUGCCAAUCAGCCCAAUCCCAGGAAUCCGACCAGUGCUGACCGAGUGUCUGCCCUAUGGAUCCCGGUCCAGCGACUUCAUACGACUUCUACAUUUCUACCUUGGAAUCGCUGCGCCCUUUUUCGCCAUGUCGCAGUCCUUUCCAGUGCAGCCCACGUUGACAUCACAGCCAUCGGCCAAUCUUCUGGAAGACUCACAGAAGUUCAUCCGGAAAGAAACGUUCGCCUUCGACGAUAUGCCAGAAGACGCCCACGCAGAGCUACUAUUUCGACUCUCACAGCUCUACAAGAAGCAGGAGGUCCACAUCGAAGAACUAACGCAGGAAGUGCAACGUUUGCAGGGCAAACUAUUGAGGAUGUCCAUGGCGAAUGCCGCAGACAAGAGCAUUCUACCAGAGCUUCCACCAACUCCCCAGGCAAAACCAGAGGACACUGUCUCGCUUUCUUUGGAAGCUGAUGUCGCUGAUGGGGAGGAGGUGCCAAAGGAGCGCACGGAGCCGCUGGACCAAGGAAAUUCAGGAGACAUCCCACCAUCCAGUUCUGAAGUAGAACCUGCGGCGUGCGAACUUCCCUCGGAUUUCUUCAAUGAGAGUAGAAGUGAAUUUGGAAAAAACGCUCGAAAGGUGGAGCUUUUGCCCAGGUGGGGAGAGAGAGUUUCCUGGGAAACUGGUCGGAUUGCAGUAGCUCCGCCGUCACAGUCCAAUCUAGAGGAUCGACGGCUCGAAAGUGAAGGAACCAAAGACACAGUGGAGAGGCGAGGAUGUCAGCGCUUCAUCCUUCUCCCUUCAGAUCCAAAACGUAUGAUUUGGGACUUGACCGGAAUGGUGCUCCUUGUUUACGAUAUGAUUGUCAUCCCCAUUUCUGCGUUCGAGCCAGAAGAGACAACGUUCACUGCUCUUAUGGAGUGGUUGACACAGAUUUUCUGGACCUUUGAUGUUGUUAUGUCACUUCUCACUGGCUAUGUGCACAAAGGUCAGCUCGUGAUGUCACCUUGGGCUAUAUUGAUCAACUAUCUGAAGACAUGGUUCGUGCUAGAUUUGGUUGUCGUGGGGCCAGAUUGGGUAAUGACAUUCAUUCAGCUCUCAGCUCCAAGCGAUGAAGAAGGUGGCACCAGCGUCAGCCGCUUGAUGCGAAGCAUUCGAGUGGUCCGAACUGUGCGACUCCUUCGUCUCGUGAAACUAAAGCGGGUCAUCGACAUGGCCAAGGACAGGAUUACCUCAGAGGUGGUCUUCAUUUUGCUGAACAUCCUCAAGCUCAUUGUUUUGCUUUUGCUUGUGAAUCACUUCGUAGCAUCACUGUGGUAUUUGAUGGGUGGCCUUGGCAAUCCAGGCCAAUUGAAUUGGAGAGAUGUCUAUAGAAUGCAGCCUCAGCAAGAAUCCAUCGAGUAUCGGUACGCCACUGCCCUGCACUGGAGCCUAACCCAGUUCACUCCAGCAACCGUUGAUGUGCAUCCGCAGAACAUGGUGGAGCGUACUUUUGCUAUUCUUGUGCUGAUUUUUGGCCUCGUGCUAUUUUCGUCAUUCGUCAGUUCAAUCACAGCUUCAAUGACUCAGCUCCGGAAUAUGCAGGAAGAUAGAUCCAAACAGUUCUGGUUGCUGAGACGAUAUUUGCUGCAGAAGAAAGUUCCCCAAGAGUUGAACUUCAAGGUUCUGCGAUACACGGAGUAUGCCACCAGCCGUUCUGGAGAAGCAAUCCCAGAGCAUCGCAUCACAAUUCUCAACGUGUUGACAAAGCAAUUGCAAAGCGAACUGCGUUUUGUUACGCAUUUUGGAUGCGUCAAGCAGCAUGGCUUUUUCAAGCUGGUUUCUGUCAUGAACGAAUCCGUGCUGCACAUGAUGUCUGGUGGUAAAGCCUUGCAUUUCAAAGCUCUUGCUGCACAAGACCCGCUUUUUGAGAUUAUGGAUUUGCCAACUUGCAUGUACUUCGUCGAACAAGGACAGGUCCAGUACACACAGGGACACAGUGGUCUUCAAACUGGCACGUUCGCUCCGUCCAGCUUCGAGUCUGAAAACUUCGUUCCACCAGACUUACUCAUGCCGACUACUCCAACAGAAGGCGGUAUUGCCAUCGGAAAAGGUGAUCAUUUGUGUGAGAUCGUGCUUUGGGCAAACUGGAAGCAUGUGGGCUCUGCCAGAGCCAUUUAUGAGUCCAACAUCGUCCAAGUGAACGCCAAAGGCUUUGGCGAAUGCAUCCGAAGAGAUCCUGCCAUUGACUCCAUGGCUGCUAUGUAUGCUCGAAUGUUCGUAAAGGUGGUGAAUGAUCCGGACAGAAUUUUGGAUGAAGAACAGGAGAUUUGCAACGACCAAACCACGGCUUUAGCAGAUUCUUUGAGCGAGUACAGCCCUGAUACGGAAAAUUUGAACCCGAAGAACUUCAUGUCUCGUAUCCUGGAAGUGAUGGACGAAGUGCAAAAGCGAUUGACUGAGUUCACCUGUGUCGAUUUGGCCUUGACUGCUUGGUCCAUCGCCACCAUGAGAAUGGACCCUCCAGGUCUCUAUGACCGCAUCAGCAAGUUGUCUUUAUCCAGCAUUGCCGAAUUCCAGCCACAGGCUUUGGCCAACAUCAUGUGGGCCACUGCAACGCUGAGAAAGGAGAACGAUGCUUUGAUCCGUCAUGCCGCCUUUACCGCAGCAAAGCUUCUGGAUGCCGGGUGCGAUUUUCGGCCUCACGAGUAUUCCACGAUGGUGUGGUCCAUGGUGAUUACUCAAGCUCGAGAAGAGUGUCUUUUCAGUCGAGUGUCAGGACAUGUGAUUCACCGUGUCUCGGAGUUUGGUCCACAGGAGCUGACAAACACUGCUUGGGCCUUUGCUUCUUUGGGCAUCAGAACGGAGGGCCUAUUUGAAGCGUUGGGCAAAGAAUGUCAUCAGAAACUACGCCACUUCAACAUGCAGAACUUGACCAACGUGGCUUGGGCAUAUUCGCACUUGGGCAUUGAUGGAGUUGGUGGUGACCUUCUGACAGACGUGGCGCGAAUCGCAAAGUCUCGAAUUGACGAGAUGAAUGUUCAAGAUCUUGCUCAACUGGCCUUGACGCUGGUGUUCACACGCAGAGCCAAUUAUGGUCUCAAGGAGCGCCAAGACUGGGAUGAAGCAGGCAUGCUUGGCAACCGAGAUCUCACAGUGGCUUUAGUGAUCGAGGUCACUAGGGCCAUGGUCUCCAAGAUCCAACAGGUUGGUCAGACGACACCAGAUGAUGCCUGGAUUGUCCACGAUUUGGUCCUUGUCUGGAUGGAGGAGCAUGAGGCUGAGAAGCAGCUUGGAGAUGCCUGGCGGGUGCUUGAUGCGUGCAGUUUGUACCACCAGGUCUUAGACUUUCUCCGCAUGACGCCUCUGCUGGCUCGGGCAAUGGCAUGUGGUUCGGUCGUGCAAUCGGCGCACGUUCCGAUCUACGAACAGUCGUUUCGUGACCUUGACAUCAGAUCCCUUGGCAUUAAGUACACGGGCCGCUUGCUGGCAGAGCUGAACUUGACUGAUAGGGAUCGCGACCUGGCAGAGUCUGCUCGGCAGCUCUUGGCAGAGGAGCGAGCGCAGCUUCUACUGCAGGAUCCUGGAGCAGGCAGUCAGAACUGGUGCCUCUUUAGAUUCCAUCUUCAGUCCGAAUUGAGAGAAGCACAGGAGCUGGAUGGCAUCCGCGUCAGGAGUUGCGGUGGUGAUCCACUUGCUUUGGAACUUCUUGAUCCUCCCCGAGAGGCACAUUUGGUGGCUGUUCGUUUGAGCAAUGAUCGAUUGAAUCACCGGCGAAGAGAUGCCGAGUUUCGAGCGAUUGCGCACAUUGCGGGUGUGCUGCGAAGCCUCAUCCCGGAUGCUGAUCAACUGAUGCAGGAACGCACUGUUUGGGGCAACCGUUUGAGCGGUUGGGUUCACCUGUAUGUCACGGAGGUGCCGUGCCUCUCCUGCCUUGGAGCCAUGGUGCAGUUUGCUCGUCGCUUUCCACGAGUGCAGUUGCGAGUUGCCUACCCUGGCAGCGAACAUGGAACGGACUCGGAAAAAGGCCUUCUAAAUUGCCACCAUCUUCUACAGAGGGCCCCACCAUAA
Cladocopium goreaui is the source of this 4827-nucleotide messenger RNA. NCBI's taxonomy places the organism in Eukaryota, Dinophyceae, Suessiales, Symbiodiniaceae. The record is from the annotation of a GenBank genome assembly.